This is a messenger RNA of Musa acuminata AAA Group (dessert banana), 914 nucleotides long. Its product is annotated as pleckstrin homology domain-containing protein 1-like. The record is from RefSeq and is a predicted model, not a curated record. The transcript has a single exon. Bases 132 to 602 code for a protein of 156 amino acids. NCBI's taxonomy places the organism in Eukaryota, Viridiplantae, Streptophyta, Magnoliopsida, Zingiberales, Musaceae.
UUCUCGCUCGCCCUUGCCGAAGAGCAAGAGGCGAAGUAACCCCUUAGGGCACAGCCUGGGAAUCUGCGUGGCGGUUCCGCAGGAGGAACGGGAGGAGCGAGAAGGGGGGGUGGAGGAGAAAGGGCUAGUCCAUGGCGGCGAGCCUGUGGCGGUCGGUGUUCGGGGGGUCGACCUCCGCGGCGGAGGAUGAGGGAGGCGUAGCGUUCUGGUCGAACCCGGAGCGGGCGGGGUGGCUGACAAAGCAGGGGGAGUACAUCAAGACGUGGCGCCGCCGGUGGUUCGUGCUGAAGCAGGGGAAGCUCUUCUGGUUCAAGGACUCCCACGUCACCCGCGCCUCCGCCCCUCGUGGCGUCAUCCCCGUCGCCUCCUGCCUCACCGUCAAGGGCGCCGAGGACGUCCUCAACCGACCCUUCGCCUUCGAGAUCUCCACCCGGGCCGAGACCAUGUACUUCAUCGCCGACACUGAGAAGGAGAAAGAGGAGUGGAUCAACUCCAUCGGCCGCUCCAUCGUCCAGCACUCCCGGUCCCUGGCCGACGCCGAGGUCGUCGACUACGAAUCCACCAAGAGGACCGCCAAGGCUCCCGACGGCGAUCAAAUCUGAUAAAUUGACGGCGACGACAAUCCUCGCAGGUGAGCGUUCUCCUACAUCUGGCCACGGAAAAUGUAUAGAUCUAGGGUUUUGUCCACUUCCCCCGGUCUGUUAAUCUCGCUGUAUGUUACAAUAAAUUUUGGAUCCUUGUUGUUCUUGCUCAUUGACAGGUGAUGAGUUCACUAUUUGAUGGGUGAGCUAAGUAUGUGUUGCCAUUACCUUGUCUUCUUGAUCUGGAUCUAUUUCUUGUUUCAUAUCCUUCCUGUCUGUUAAACCUGCGCUACUGGUUCAAUAAAUCUAAUCUACGCAAGAUUAAUGGUUCAA